Messenger RNA from Rhodotorula toruloides NP11, 4629 nucleotides. RefSeq names its product Rho guanyl-nucleotide exchange factor. The transcript has 4 exons. Lineage: Eukaryota; Fungi; Basidiomycota; Microbotryomycetes; Sporidiobolales; Sporidiobolaceae. The record is from RefSeq and is a predicted model, not a curated record. Gene Ontology annotation, molecular function: guanyl-nucleotide exchange factor activity. The coding region runs from base 1 to 4629 and encodes 1542 amino acids.
AUGAGGGCCGCAGAGUCGCCUGAGCCACUGCGAGCUCCUGCUCACGGCCAGGAAUCGCCGUUCAAGCCACCAGACCCGGCACAUGUCGCCGUGCGCGCCGCAGACUCGGUCGCUGAACCUCGCCCGGACGGACUGCGCUCGCACCCCGGUGACGGCGACGGGCGGGGCGGGAACGAGAGUGGUCAGGCUGGACAACUCGGACUAGAGAUUGCAGGGUCGCCCAAGGGCAUACGAGUGGCAGCGGGCCACGAGCUGGCGCCUUUGGCACGCGAGGCGGACGACGACGAGGGCGAGGAACCGCUCUUCAUGGUGCAGAAGCGGACGCGCUCGCUUGCAGGGUCGACGACGAGCUCGCCAGCACGCUCGGAUGCCAACACGCCCACCAAGCGCGAGGCGAAGCCGCGACCGGCCUCGUCCUACAUUCCGGCGUCGUCCUGGACAACCUCGCUCUCCCGCCUCGCCUCUUCGAACCGCGGAUCGACGUCAUCGUUGGCAUCGUCGUCGUCGCCUUCGAAGCGGCAGUCCAAGAGCGCGGCCGAAGCGGCAGACGAUCGCUCACCCCGGUCAAGAUCCGCCUCGAACGACGAAGUCGACAGUGCCGCUUCGUCCGCCAACCCUUCGCCGAGCGUCAGUCGCCGCAGCAGCACCGCGAGCACACGGCGCGCGCGGCCCUCGCCGACCCCUUCGUUCCGACACUCGUUGAGGCUCCCGUUCCUCCUUCCUUCCAUCCCGGCUUCCCCACUCCCGCCCAUCCUCUCGCCCGGGCUCACACGCUCUUCUUCCUCUCCGCCCGUCCUGCCCGCCAUCGUCAGCGCAGGACCCAUCUCGCCCUCCUGGACGAUCGAUCCGCCCACCGCUGACCUCGACACAGACCCAUCCAAGCUGCCUUCCGCGCCGACGACGACCUCCUCUGCCCUUCCUCGCCCUCCUACACACCCUCCUCCAGCCCUUUCUUCAUUUUACUCCCGCGCAGCGACAUCAGCUUCAGCGCCGGAUCUCUCGCUUUACGCCUCGGUUCCGCCAAGCGACUCCUCCACUUCCUACUUCCCCACCUCGACCGCCUCUUCUCCCCCCGCAUCGACCUGCUCGCCUCUACCACUCGUAUCAGCAGCAACUACGACUCUCGACGAACCGCUCUCGCACGACCCGGAGCUGCUCGUUGCGGAUGCCGAGGCAGUGAGGAUCGAAGAGCGGGAGAAAGUUGAGCGAAGGCAGGCGGACGAGAAGCGCUACCAUGCGCUUGUUGAGCUCGUCGAGACCGAGCGAGGCUACCUUGAGCACCUGCGCGUGCUCGUCAAGGUCUAUUUCCAGACCCUCCCGUUCCUCACCAUCCUCACGGUCCAAGAAGUGCACGCCAUCAUCCGCAAUGCGGAACAGUUGCUGGAGCUGCAUGAGCGGAUUGGGGAGAGGAUUGAGAGGGUUGAGGAGGAGCUGGGGUGGAUGGCGGAGGGAGAGGACGAGGGAGAGAGGGCGAAGAGGGCCAGGAAGGCAGCGGGGCGGGUCGCGAGCAUCUUCAACGAGGAGACGCCCAACUUUGCCCUUUACAACGACUUCUGCGCCAGACACGCCGAGGCGCUCGACAUAACCCGCUCCAUCGCGUCCCGGCAGGAGUGGGAGGCUUUCGAGCGCCAAUGCGCUGCCCGAGUGACGGUUGAAGCGGUUCGUCGGAAAGGCGACCGGAAGCCGCUCGCUGCCACGUCGAGGCAGAACUCGAUGUCGUCCUUCUUCGGCGCCGCUCAUCUCCCGCCCGUCUCUGCGCCGCCAUCGUCGACCUCCCCUCUCCCUUUCACCGCCACCCCGCUCUCGACGCCGAGUCACUCCUCCGGCACAGUCCCGACUCAAGCCUCUCUCGCCGCCUCUUCCGUCCCGUCGUCCGCCGCCGCAUCAGCCACCGGCACCCGCUCGAAACUCCGCUUCGUCGACUACGCCAUCUCGCCCGUCCAGCGCGUCACGCGCUACCCCCUUGUAUUCGGCCAACUCGCCAAGUACUUCGCCGACACUCCCGAAGGCGAGGCGGUCCGACAAGCGUGGGAGGGAUUCAAGGGUAUCGCGAAGGGCGUUGAUGCGGCGAAGAGGGCGAGGGAGGGAGAGAUGCGCACUCGCAUCGUCGCGAGGAGGAUGGAGUUCAGCACGCCACUUGUCGGCGGGACCUUCUGCGACGUUCUUGGCCCGACUCUGCUCGUCGGCGCUAUGCACGUCGUCCAUUCUGGACCGGCAUCGACGAUGGGCUCGCAGACUGGACCGGCAGGCGGAGUUGGCGGACCGGGAGCGGCGGGACAGGCCGCGGAGGGAGUCAGGGUCAAGUAUCUCGGCUGCUUCCUCUACAGGUCGCACCUCGUUAUGGCCAAGAUCAAGAAGCGUGCGACGUACGAGCCGCGGGAAUGGUUACCGUUGCGGCUCUUUACGAUCCAGAACAUGGAGGACGGUCAGGGCCCGCUCAACCACAGCAUCCGCCUCACCUUCCGUGAUCACCACUUCGAUUUAGGUGCGCUGUGCGCCGGCGAAAAGGCGGUUUGGCUUUCGCACCUCCUCGCGGCGCAAGAAGAGACGCGACGGCUCUGGGACACGCAAGAGCUGGACGAGCACGGACAGCCGACCUUGUUCGACGAUUCUGUCGUCUCGAGCGUGCCGAUCUCGGCCACCGCCGUUGUGGAGGCAUCGAAGCGCAAGGCUCACUCGCGCUCCGCCAGCACGAUCUCGGUCGCGUCGGUCUUUGCGUCGGCCGCAUCGUCGUCGGCUUCGACGCCUGCCGUCGUCCACGGACCCUUGCCGGCCCUUCCGACCGAGUUCGCCGCGAUUGCAGCAGCAACCAGCGCAGCCGCUACAGCCUCGAUACCGCCCGUUCUGUCGACCGUAACACCUCUUAUUCCCACUUCGCCGCCUACCGCCGCCCUCGCGCUCAUGACGACUCCGCAGUUCUAUUCGCCGUCUCGCUUCUCGUCGACCGCUUCCUCCCUCCUCCUCGGCCGCACUCCCUCCUCCCAGCGCGCCGCGGUCGACCUCCGCCUUGCCGACGUCUUCUCCGAAGAGCUUCUCUCUGCUCGCGCUCAAGCCGCGCGAGACGCCGAACUCGAAUCUUCGGCCGCCGCCCUCACUGGCAAACGCCUCCGCACCAUCUCGGGUCCGAAGCGCAGCAUGACGGCUCUCACACCCGUCCUCUCGCAGUCACCGCCCAUGCCGUCGACCAGCACGCUCCCGAAGAUGCUCUCGGCGACAGGCGGACGUGAUGCUCGGCGCCGCAUGAGCGCAUUCGAGCUCAGCCCAAGCGCGAGCGACCGUGCCGAGUUCCGCGGCGCAAUCGGGUUCGAUGCGGCGCAGGCGGCGCCGUAUCAGCAAGAGUCGCCUGGCGGAGCACUGGGACUUGCAAACGUCUCGGCGGCUCCGGCUGUUCUGCACGAGAAGGAGCGCGGCAGGUGGGCGAACGCGAUGCGCAAGGCUCACCGCAGUGGAGGAGGCGGGAGUCGUUCGAGGCCGCCUCUGCCGUCGAUCGACACCGCGUUGGCGGAGGCUACGUCGCGCAAGAGGGACAGCAGCGCGGGGCCGCUUUCGGCCGGAGGUAGCUGGACGAGGCGAAGCGGACUCGGGAAAAAUAGGGACGCGGGAGGAUUGGGAGGGCAGCUGAGGCGAGUUGCGUCGCAACCGUCGAUUGAAGCCAGCAGCAGCAAGGUCCCGCUCGGCUCGGUGCCGACCAUGCUCGUCCAACCCGACACCCCUCUCCUGCCCGAGACGCCGACUCCGGCCAGCGCGUCGACUGCGCCUCAGCGGACUGCCUCGCCCGCCGCCGAUGUCGAGCGCAAUAACUCGGUCUCGUCGAACGCGUCGAGCGGCACGGGCACGCAGUCGUCGUCUUCGCACACGCACAGCUCUCACCUCAUCGAGACGCCUCCGUCGUCGAUACCGCCUUCGCCCGAUUUCGCCAACAUCGAGCUCCUCGAUCCGCUUGCGGCAGCUGCCGCAGUCGGCAAGCACGCCGCCUUCCCGUCUCCCGCGCUUCAUGCUCACGGCUUCCCCUUCCCGUCAUCACCGCGAUGGGCGAACGUCAGUGAUGGCGUGUCGAACGUUUUCCGCCUUCGCCGACGCAAGAGCACCCUCGGCCUCGUUCCUCCGGCCGUUCCCUCUCCUUCGACGUCCGACGAAAGCCUCACGGCGCGCAGUCCGACCCUCGCCCCAACCGUUGUCCAGACACCGAGCUCGGCGGUCAAGCUCCAACGGCGCGCUUCGACUACCCUCUCCGGCCUUUUCUCAGCCAAGAAGCGAGCCCAGUCUUCGCCCACUCUCGCCGGACCGAACGGCUACUUCAACUCGCCGAACAAUUCGAGCCCGACCUUGCCAUUGAGCGGCACGUCGAGCGAGAACUCGAGUCCUGCCAACUCGGCUGCCAGCACACCGGACCAGGCGCCUACAACGCCGGAGGCUGGCGCAGCGCUCGAGCUGGCGGCUGAGCCUUCUCAAAGCGGCGCGACGUCGUCGAGCGUGUCGUCCGUCUCGUCGUCGUCGGUUAGCAAGGCAAAGGAGCAGGGGGCGAAUACGAGCGGGAAGGAGAAGAAGGCGAAGUCGGGCUCGUCGCUCUUCCGCAACCGCUCGAGAUUCCUCUUCGCGACGCAGCACGGCAUGACGCCCCUCUCAUGA